AUGUAUAGUCCCCCGCCUCGGACAGCUGCUAGCGAAGUCGGCGACGACGUUGACAGUGAUGCCGACAGCGGCGUUCGCAUCGACUUGUGCGAUACAAUUCUAGCAAAGCGGUUGACGUUGCCCCGCUGCAUUCGAAAAAAAAAACCACUUAACAAAACGAAAACUAAACACAAAUCCACAAAAUCAUCACAGAAACUAUUCACAAAGCUGCCGCUUUUCAUUCACAAAGAUUUUCAAAAAUCUAAACAAGUUACGUCGUGUUGCGCAUACGCCGUGUAUGGCGUUUUCUUAUUGUUUGCCAGCCACAUAACGGAUACACAAGCAACAGUUAAUAAUGAAACAAGCUUUUUGGUAUCAACGCUGAGAUAUUUGGAUGAACAACUGCUCUAUGAUAUACUGCCACGUGCCACAUGUCCGGGCGAGGUACCCGAUGCACCGUUAGACGAAUUCCCUGAGAUAUUUACAGUGGAACAGUUGCGUCAAGGUUGGGUAGUUCUACACGUAUUCGCCGCAAUCUAUUUAUUCAUAUUGCUGGCCAUCAUAUGCAAUGACUACUUUCUGCCCACCGUCGAGUGCAUUUGCGAGGAUCUGCAUCUGUCCAAGGAUGUGGCGGCAGCCACAUUUAUGGCGACAGCAACCUCCAUGCCCGAGUUCUUUACGAAUACGAUAAGUACACUCAUUCUCGAGUCGGACAUGGGACUGGGCACCAUUAUUGGAUCGCUGAUGUUCAACACACUCGGCGUUUGCGGCCUUGCGGCACUCUGCAUUAAUAAGCCAGUGCAGCUGGAUUGGUGGCCAAUAGCACGUGACUGUUUCAUCUAUACGUUUAAUACGAUCGUUUUGCUGGUGCUCGCCUGGGGUGGCAGCAUUAGCUUUGUGGAGUCCUGCAUAAUGAUGGGCUUCCUCGUCCUCUACUAUCUGAUUACGUUCAACAACAACAAGUUUAUGCCAGCCAUACGUGUCUUUAUCGAAGACAGAAUGAACUGUUGCUUCUCCACGCGUUACGAUCUGACGGAACCACCGGAGAACAGUGCCAAGGCUCAGCUGCCGCUGAAAAAGGAUCCACUCUCUGGUGAUGGUCUGUUUGUCGUCAAUUUUCCAGAGAACACCUCAUCCAUGUCAUCCACGGCCAAUUUAACGUAUUCCAAGAAUUGGAAUGGCGAAGAUGAGGAUGAGCGACCGACCAGCAUCUUUGCGUAUCCGCACAGUGCAUCGCGUUUCAUGAAAGGCUGGUGGAUCUUCACAUUACCCAUCAAAUUGCUGCUGCGCGUCCUCAUUCCACAUCCGAUGAGGCAUCGUCGUUUGUAUCCCUUGUCCUUCAUCAUGUGCAUCAUUUGCAUUGGUGUCAAUGCGUAUCUGAUUGUCUGGAUGCUAACGGCUUUCGGUGUGGCUAUUCGAGUGCCCACCAUUGUGAUGGGUCUCACUUUCCUCGCCGCCGGCUCCACAAUGCCCGAGGCGGUAUCUAGUCUUAUAUCACUGCGCAAUGGCGAAAGUGGUAUUGGCGUCUCAAAUUCACUUGGCGCCAAUUCGUUGGCCAUUUUGUUGUCGCUGGGCGUACCGUGGUUUGUGAAGAACUGCAUCAACUAUGGCACUGGGGAGAAGCAAUAUGUUGGCACCCAGGGCAUCGAGUAUAACAUAUUGAUCCUGAUAUUCUGCACAAUUGCCCUGUUUGUGAUACUCAGCUGCAGCGGUAAUCGCCUAACAAAGCGUGUUGGCGCUGCACUAUUUACCGUUUAUACGGUAUUCAUUGUCCUACAGAUCUUGAUCGAGAUGAAUGUGUUCUUUCCAAUGGACUGCGGGUCACAAUAACACAUACGAGUUCCCGUUGCAGUUGCACUUCCAGUUUGUAAUUCUUUAAUCGUUAGUCGCUAAUCGUUAAUCGUUAGUCGAUUAUCGAGUUCAAGUUGUAUACCGUUCAGCUUCUGGCUGGCACCAGAUCGCUGUGUGGUAUUGAUUCGGUUAUGUUCUCUGUUCUAUCUUUUUUGUGUAUACAACAUCUUGAAGUUGGAUUCAUAGUGUAUAUCGAUCAAGGUUUAGCUCAACCUUUUUGUUGAUGAGAUGUCAUAGGUCAUUAAUAUUUAAAGUUGUUUAGUAGAGCUGUCAAAAAACAAAAAAAACGAUUUAUCCUUUUUUUUUCAACAAAUUGUUUAACCAAGUAGUAUUAUAAGGUCUGGUUUUUGGUUUUUUUUUUUUGUUAUGUUUUACUAGCUUAGGUACUCCGUAAGACUGUCUACUGUUUAGGUAUAAAUAAUCAAUUGUUACAAACCAUAUCCUGUUUUACACUAUUUAUAUGUAAAAAAAAAGAAGCAAGAACAACAAACCUAUGCUAAAUGCUUUGCUUACGUCACAAAUUUUCAACUGGUACCAAAGCGCAACAAUCUAGAUGAAGACCUUAAAGCUAAGAACUUAAAUCGAGUUACCACAUAGAAACCAAAUAUGUAUGUAAAUUAUAUUUACCACCUAUUUGUAUAACUAAUUAAGUGCCCUGCGAUAUUUAUAGCCUUUGGCUAGACUUCCUUAAUAAUGUACAAUAAAUAUUGAUUGAAUGUAUCCGUGCAUUACAACUAUUGAUAUUCCAUAAUAAUGUGUAAACUCUAUUGUUACCGAUUGCAUUGUGCAUUGAAACCGUUUUGUUAUUAAUUUAUAAAUACAUAUAACGACAAAUAUUGACAAUUGUGAUUUUUAACCAUUUUGAUCUGAUAGCAAGAAAUAAAUAAAUACAAUCUAUUAAAAAAAA
Drosophila grimshawi is the source of this 2737-nucleotide messenger RNA. Its product is annotated as sodium/potassium/calcium exchanger 4. Gene Ontology annotation, biological process: calcium ion transmembrane transport; intracellular calcium ion homeostasis. Gene Ontology annotation, molecular function: calcium channel activity; calcium, potassium:sodium antiporter activity. Gene Ontology annotation, cellular component: membrane. The record is from RefSeq and is a predicted model, not a curated record. Lineage: Eukaryota; Metazoa; Arthropoda; Insecta; Diptera; Drosophilidae.